AUACCAUUCUCAUGGCAAACGGCGAUCUGGAAGCAACAUAGAUUGAGUGCAUCAAUCAUCGAUUGUUCCGACUUUCGCUUUGCAAUGUUGAAUAGCAGUCUCGAGCAUCAGAUUCGACAUCUGUACGACUACAGAGCCCUUCCUUUUCUUAUCUUGCAAAUCUACAUUGAGGAACUCUUGAGCAAUAUAGGGAGAGCGAAACGCUCUGAGUACCGCAUCGAUCCACCCCCAACGAUGAUCGAGAAGUUCAAUCACCACAUCAAUCUCAAACGCCAAUGUCUCGCAUACAUAACCUUUCUGUGCUGGCUCAUUGACUUUGACGUCUUGAUCGAGACCAUGUUCGCCUGCGAGCCAUGCCUCAGAUCAUGCCUCCUACACGAUUUACCUAUUAUCCAAGCGAUCCUGAAAUACGCCGACCAAGAACUCAGCCACCUCAACCAACUCCUACAAUUUCAACUCUGUUGCGAGCACCCUCACCUACCACCUCCACGUCCACCUACCCCGAAGCCACCGACUCCAAAACCAUCAACACCUCAUCCUCCACCCCCAGAGCCACCACACUGUUUUUGCUGUGACCACUGCACGCAAACAAAGCAUACGACGUAUCUACUAUUGAUCUUCCUCGUCCCUCUUGCAGUGGCACUCACCCUCUUCAUUCUCUACAUCCACAACAACUGGACAUCAAGAUGGCUCUUUUGCCUACUCGUCUUGGCAUUGAUCUGCCAUUUACUCAUUCGACACUAUAUCCGAUCUUCUUUAAACUCCAUCCGAGACACCUUCUCUGCAUAUGUGUCGGAAACCAAGAAAGCGAUUGUUGCGGCUUUGGUCUUACUUACUGCAUUCCUGGAAUAG
Messenger RNA from Aureobasidium melanogenum CBS 110374, 852 nucleotides. RefSeq lists its product as uncharacterized. The record is from RefSeq and is a predicted model, not a curated record. NCBI's taxonomy places the organism in Eukaryota, Fungi, Ascomycota, Dothideomycetes, Dothideales, Saccotheciaceae. The annotation marks the transcript as partial. The transcript has a single exon.